UUAUCUCUUUCUAUCAGCAAUUAGUAUAUCAGUGACAUGACCUUGACUGGCAGAUAUAAUCUUGAUAAACAUAGAAAUAGUCUACUAGAAUUAUCAGACCACUAUAUACCAGACACUGCAGCCAGUCUACAACCAAAGCAUUACAUGCAUAUAUAUACACCUAUAUUACAGGUAUUUUGUUUCUCUACAUAUUCUUGGCAGAACAUAGGUAAACUGUGUUAUUUAUACAGACCUUACAACAAAGAACUGAGUAAAACUUCUGGCCUUACAAGACAUGGAACAUUCUGGUUGUUUACUACUGUAUUAUCAGUGUGAAGUUUAAUCAAGUAAAUGAUAUUCGUUUUCUACAUCUUGACAAACAGUACAAAUCAUACGGAAGUAGGGUAGUCUGUACAUACACAAUAUGGCAGAGGCGAAUAAUCAGACUGAGACUAUUUUAGAAGAUGACAAUCAAACAAAUGAGACUGGACAUGAACAAAACCCAAACAAAAGUCGAGUUAACCAUGACCCAAAAGCAGAAAAACCAAUAGUUUACCGGAACUACGGAAGUGUUACAGUCAAACCUCUGCUUCUGACAAACCAUCACUGGUCUACAAAAGACAUAAAGGAAAGGUUGUCCAGUACUGCACAAAGCAGUAAUGUGACUGUAACACAACAUAACUCUAUGUUGGCUCAAGGAAAGUAUGCCUCUGUAGAAGAAAAUGUAUUUAAAAGACAGGACAGCAUAACUAGUCAGCACAGAGAACCACCUGUUGAUUCUACUCCUGAUAAUUGUGAUGUAAAACCACUUGAGGCAGACAGUAACUUAAUAACUAGCAAUUCUGAGAUAAACUAUGAAAUCAGUGGAGAAGAAAACUAGAAAUGUGUCCAUAGGACACGGAUGCCCCCACACACCACUGUUCUGUCAAUCUUAUGACUCUAGGUCAAAUAUUUUUUGGACUACAUGUGCCACAAGUUAAAAACUAAAAAUCAACAAAGGGCCAUAAUUCUGUUAAAUUUGGUCGCAGCAAAAAUUCCUACCUUUACUACCAUCUACACAUUAAGGUUGUUAAUCCCUGGAAGUUUAAGCAAAAUCGGCCAUGCGGUUUAAGAGGAGUUGCAUUCACAAAAUUUCUAUAUAGUAUAUAGUGAAACUAGAAAUGUGUCCAUAGGACACGGAUGCCCCCACACGCCACUUUUCUGUCAAUCUUAUGACUCUAGGUCAAGUAUUUUUUUGGACUACAUGUGCCACAAGUUGAAAACUAAAAAUCAACAAAGGGCCAUAAUUCUGUUAAAUUUGGUCGCAGCAAAAAUUCCUUCCUUUACUACCAUCUACACAUGAAGGUUGUUCAUCCCUGGAAGUUUAAGCAAAAUCUGCCAUCCGGUUUAAGAGGAGUUGCGUUCACAAAAUUUCUGCAUAGUAUAUAGUGAAAAAAUCAACAAAAGGCCAUUAUUCUGUUAAAUUUGGUCGCAGCAAAAAUUCCUUCCUUUACUACCAUCUACACAUUAAGGUUGUUCAUCCCUGGAAGUUUAAGCAAAAUCUGCCAUCCGGUUUAAGAGGAGUUGCGUUCACAAAAUUUCUACAUAGUAUAUAGUGAAAAAAUCAACAAAGGGCCAUAAUUCUGUUAAAUUUG
Molecule: messenger RNA, 1613 nt
Organism: Ruditapes philippinarum (Manila clam)
Lineage: Eukaryota; Metazoa; Mollusca; Bivalvia; Venerida; Veneridae
Exons: 2
Coding region: 404-859 (151 amino acids)
Source: RefSeq, a predicted model, not a curated record